UAGAAGCUGAGGUUUCUACCAGUGUUCAAUGACUGGAUAUUGGUCAGCAGUCUCUAAGGUGCAGGGUUGAUUACCUGGUGGGAGCCAGACUAGUAACAGUGAGUGACGUUCAGGGCAGGGUACUGGGCGGAGGCCGGCUAGUGGUUUCAAUCUCUCGGUCACAGCUUUGACGACGCCUGUACUGUCUCUGCCUUUUAGAAGGUAGGGGGGUGAACAGACCCUGGCUCGGGUGGCUGAGGUCCUUGAUGGUAGGAGGCAGGAUUAGGGUUCGUCCCAUACAUUGACCUAUAUAGAGUAGAUGUGUCUGAGUGUAGGGGGCAGGGUGAAGCCUAGGUAGACUAGUAUUACCUUGGUUAAGCCUGUCUGAGCCUCCUCUCGUCACCGGCGAGCUUCAGUUACCAAACAUGUCUUGCCCGUCUUACAUAUGUUCUGACUCCCAGUAUGUGUUGAACAUACAUACUAGGCUCUUCCACAACAACCAAAAUGCAUGCCUUAUGCAAAUAUAUAGUUUUUAAUUUAACUCUCCAAGUCAGUUAAGAGCAAAUUCUUAUUUACAAUGAUGGCCUACCCCAGCCAAUGCUGGGCCAACUGUGUGCCACCCUAUGGGACUCCCAACCACAGCCAGAUGUGAUACAGACUGGAAUCAAACCAGGGACUGUAGUGGCGUCUCUUGCACUGAGAUGCAGUGCCUAAGAUUGCGCCACUCGGGAGCCUUAGGCUCCCUAUACUAAAAAGCCGAAGGCUGUGUUUGUAUAAUGACUCGUAUUAAAUCAGAGAACAUUUUUUUCUGGUAAAAUAUGUACUUCAGCAAUCUCUGAUUUAACUUCCCCAUUUUCAUUCCAAGUGUUAAACCCGAUCAUCGCGAACAGGCUUCGAAUCUCCACGUGCUCGGAUUACGGGUCAGCAGUAGUGCGUUCUGAAGGGCGCUCCUCCUCUAAAACCGCGACGGUUGGGGGUGUGUAGUGACAUGACCGGGGUGCCCAUGACUGUUAUGAUGAUGAUCGUGUGUGCGGUGUCACUGUUUGUACGCGUACUGUAGGAUAGGGUUGCCUCUCAGAAAUGUGCAUUUAAUCAAUAUAACUAACUGUAUUUUCUAUUCAAAAACAUUGAUCGGAAGGGUAGGAGUUUCUUCUCCAACAGACAUUUGAAUUCCAUAUCCGUAUUGAAUCACCUUGGUUGACCUAUUGGCUAUACCCUUGAAGCACUAGCAGACUGGCUCUUUAACCAAACAUAUGCUUAUUCGUAGCGGCGUCGAUCACAGCACAGGACAAGGAACACAUUGCAGUAGCAGUACCGAGAUCUCUUAACCGAACCGGAGACGUAGGCUACGUAGCACUGAGCAGCUGACUUGGAAACACAGGCGCUAUAAUUUUCCCAACGUGGCUGCGUCAAGAGAACUCGACCAAAAAGGGGAUUGCUCAAGGGGAUCGAUUUAAAGACCACCACGGUAUUUGGAGUCGACACACUGUAGGCUACCACUCUCGACUUGUUGAAGAUAACCCACUUAUUUUUCAUUCGCAAAACUGAAGUUCUCGGCUUUCACAUGAUGUACACUAUUACUAGAGGUCCCAGUAAACUUGUUACACAGCGCAGGACAGGUCCCACGCAGCAAAUUGAGAAUAAAACCAACGACUUGAAGCUCAAACCGACCCCCUGGUUAUCCUCAAACUCUCCAACCCCUAAGAUAGUGUUUAAUCGCCUGAACGGGAAGAGAUACCACACUGCAGCCUCACAGAAGGAAGACACCACAUCUGAAGGCUUCACCCCGGCCCAUGAAGAGAAUGUCCGAUUUGUGUACGAAGCAUGGCAGGAAAUCGAGCAGCAGCUGGCAGGUGAUGGAGAAGGCCGUGUGGAGCCUGCUGCUGUAUGUGGCCAGGGGCCCGUGCAGUACGCAGAGAAGACCCCCAGUACCACGACGAAGAACUUUGUGCCUAUAGACCUGGAGGAGUGGUGGGCCCAGCGCUUCCUGGCCAACAUCGCUAACCUGUCGUGACAGGGAGAGAAGGGACAGGAGGUGCUAACUUGCGUGGAAGCCACAUGGGCCAAGCUGUGAUCAGAAGAAGAGGUGCUGGAGGGGUGGAGAGAGGACAUUCUGGUUCUGAAGCUACAGUUUAGUGGGCUUCCUGUAUUUUGGGUUGAAAGGAAUACUGAUAUCUGCACCGUGCGAGGGGAGUGUGUGACACACACACAUCGCUGUACCCCUGAAUGGUCCUGAAGCUGUGAACUUUUAGACUGAACGCUCCACCUCCAAGGAAAAUGCCUGUUCCUGAUUGGCUAAUCAACCAGAAGAACUAAUUCAUGAAGAGUAUCUGUGAUUUUUCUUCCACUUGUGUUUUCUUUUUAACAAGUACCUCCCUGCCCCAACAUGAGUUGUGCUCAGAUUGAAUGAAGUCUAUUUCUUGGCUGGUCUUUGGAGAAAAACAGUAAAAUAUUUUUCACUAUU
Messenger RNA from Oncorhynchus gorbuscha (pink salmon), 2443 nucleotides. It is a transcript of the gene mcrip2, whose product is annotated as MAPK regulated corepressor interacting protein 2. Bases 1544 to 1993 code for a protein of 149 amino acids. The transcript has 5 exons. NCBI's taxonomy places the organism in Eukaryota, Metazoa, Chordata, Actinopteri, Salmoniformes, Salmonidae. The record is from RefSeq and is a predicted model, not a curated record.